Melanotaenia boesemani (Boeseman's rainbowfish) is the source of this 8860-nucleotide messenger RNA. It is a transcript of the gene mast1a, whose product is annotated as microtubule associated serine/threonine kinase 1a. Bases 970 to 6117 code for a protein of 1715 amino acids. Lineage: Eukaryota; Metazoa; Chordata; Actinopteri; Atheriniformes; Melanotaeniidae. The record is from RefSeq and is a predicted model, not a curated record. Gene Ontology annotation, biological process: peptidyl-serine phosphorylation; intracellular signal transduction. The transcript has 27 exons. Gene Ontology annotation, molecular function: protein binding; magnesium ion binding; protein serine/threonine kinase activity.
GAUUAUCUUUCACCAGAGUAGCCGUGUUGCACCCGAGAAGACCGGAGUGAACACACCGUAGGCUAUAUCUAAUGACGGACAAAUCCGCGUCUCACCGAGGACGAAAACGAGACGCAAUCCAUCUGUUUUCAUAACCGAUGCGGGUAUUUGUGCGGUUAUCUCACCGGAUGGACGCUACAUAUUCUCUUCGAUCGUGCCUUUUUAAAUGCUAAGAUGCUCUGACAGCGCGUGGAUGUGACAUUUAAUCGAGAUAUGUAUUAUGACGUGCGGUAAGCAUGCGGUGUUUUCGGUGAAUGUGCGUGCAUUAGUGUCUCCUGAGCACUUCCAUGAAUGUGGUCUGGUGGAGGACUCUUGAGGACUGUGAAGUGGGUUGUAGAUCUGAGGACUGUUGAUAUACGAGUAUGACGGCUCUAAGUUUCGGCUCGAAUUAUCCGAUAAACAGUUUUAAGUAGCCUAAAUCUUCUUGCGUCUGGAGGUGAAAAACCCUGCAAACUUGUCUAUCUAAUCUGUGGAGCGCUACCUUUUCUGUCUGGGCUCUUCUGGUGUGGGUGUCUCUUCAUUAUCUCAGCUGGACUUCAACUCAUGCAAAGCAGUUUGAUCUCACCGUGCAGUCUCCCGCUUAGUCAACAGAUCCAACCUCAUAGCAACUCAGUCAGGGGCCCCUGUCUGACAGCAUGGGAUGCCUGCUGGAGUCAACCUCAGGAGCGGCACCUCUCUUCCUUUAAGUAGGCUAGUCUACUUUUAGUGUCAUAACAACAUCACUCAGUCUCCAAAAUAUUAUGGGAUAUCAUUUGCUUUCUGGUAAAUGAUGCUGACCGCGUCCACACUCACACAAGCGAUAUGGUGUGAUGGUAAAUAGCCAAGCGAACUGCUUCUCUGAAAACCACGCGAGAGUUGGCCCUCUACGCGGCUGGCCAUCUGGAACCCACACGACCCGCCGACAGGUGUGACCAGCCCCCGGCACGCGCCAUGGAUGAUUCUGGGAUCAUCCGAAGACGGAGGCUGCAGGAUCUACCUCUGCCUCGGAAAAGUAGCAGUUGCCGAACCAGUAACCGGAAAAGCCUCAUCCUGACCAGUACGUCACCUACCUUGCCGAGGCCACACUCUCCACUGCCUGGACACAUAGGAAGCAGUCCACUGGACAGCCCACGCAACUUCUCACCAAGCGGACCUGCCCACUUCUCUUUUGCCUCUUCUCGAAGGGCUGAUGGUCGAAGAUGGUCUCUGGCCUCUCUGCCUUCCUCAGGAUAUGGCACCAAUACACCCAGUUCAACGUCAUCCAGCUCGUCUCAGGAGCGUCUGCACCAGCUGCCCUUCCAGCCAACCAUGGAUGAGCUGCACUUCCUGUCCAAGCACUUUGGCAGCACAGAGAGCAUCACAGACGAUGACGGGGGGCGACGUUCGCCACAUGUCCGCCCUCGCUCCAGAAGCCUCAGCCCGGGGCGCUCUCCAUCCUGCUAUGACAAUGAAAUAGUAAUGAUGAACCAUGUCUACAAGGAGCGCUUCCCCAAGGCUACGGCUCAGAUGGAGGAGAGGCUGGCAGAGUUCAUCCAGAACUACUCCCCAGAGAGUGUUCUUCCCCUGGCUGACGGGGUCCUCAGCUUCAUCCAUCACCAGAUAGCUGAGAUGUCCAGAGACUGCCUGACCAAAUCCCGCGAGGGGCUCAUAACCAGCGUUUACUUCUGUGAGCUGCAGGAGAACCUGGAGAGGUUGUUGAAUGAUGCGUAUGAGCGCUCAGAGAGUUCUGAGCUCACCUUCGUCACUGAGCUUGUCAAAAAGCUCUUCAUCAUCAUAUCUCGUCCUGCCAGGCUGCUGGAGUGUUUGGAAUUCAACCCAGAAGAGUUUUACCAUCUACUGGAGGCUGCAGAGGACCACGCCAAGGAGGGACAGCUUAUGAAGGCAGACAUCCCAAGAUACAUCAUCAAUCAGUUGGGGCUAACCAGAGACCCACUGGAGGAAAUCGUGAGCCUUGACAGCUAUGACAGCGAGGGUCCACACACUCCUGAGACGGAUGACUCUGCAGAGGGAAAAGGGAGAUCCAUCAAGCCACCAAGUGAGGAAGACUUUCAGACUAUCAAACUCAUCAGCAAUGGAGCUUAUGGUGCCGUCUAUCUAGUACGCCACAGGGAAACCCGUCAGCGUUUUGCCAUGAAGAAGAUCAACAAGCAGAAUCUGAUACUGAGGAACCAGAUCCAACAGGCGUUUGUGGAGAGGGACAUCCUCACCUUUGCUGAGAAUCCCUUCGUUGUCUCCAUGUUCUGCUCUUUUGAAACUCGGCGACACCUCUGCAUGGUCAUGGAAUAUGUGGAAGGGGGUGACUGUGCCACUUUGUUGAAAAACAUCGGGGCUCUACCGGUGGAGUUGGCAAGGAUGUAUUUUGCAGAAACUGUUUUGGCCCUUGAAUAUCUACACAACUACGGUAUCGUUCACAGGGACCUCAAACCUGACAAUCUCCUGAUCACCUCCAUGGGACACAUUAAGCUCACAGACUUCGGUUUGUCAAAGAUGGGCCUAAUGAGCCUCACCACCAACUUGUAUGAAGGGCACAUAGAAAAAGAUGCCCGAGAGUUCCUGGACAAACAGGUUUGUGGGACUCCAGAGUACAUCGCUCCAGAGGUGAUUCUUCGUCAAGGCUAUGGGAAGCCGGUGGAUUGGUGGGCCAUGGGCAUCAUCCUCUAUGAGUUCCUGGUGGGCUGUGUGCCUUUCUUUGGAGACACUCCUGAGGAGCUGUUUGGUCAGGUCAUCACAGAUGAUAUAGUUUGGCCAGAUGGUGAUGAGGCUUUGCCUGCAGAUGCCCAGGCCCUCAUCUCUGCUCUGCUGCAGACCAACCCUCUUGUAAGGCUUGGGACAGGUGGAGCCUUUGAGGUGAAGCAACACUCAUUCUUCACUGAGCUGGACUGGAACAGUUUGCUAAGGCAGAAGGCAGAGUUCAUCCCUCACCUGGAGUCCGAGGAGGACACCAGCUACUUUGAUACCCGCUCAGAUCGUUAUCGCCACAUCAAUACGUACGAUGAGGAUGACACCAAUGAUGAUGAGCCAGUGGAGAUCAGACAGUUCUCCUCCUGUUCCCCUCGCUUCAGCAAGGUGUACAGCAGCAUGGAACAUCUUUCUCAGCUGGAGCAGAAAGCCACAACCUCAGUGUCACGUCGGGAGCACAAGGGCCCAAGGGAGGACAAGGUGACCAAGAGGGAGAGCCUGGGCAGCUUCAGCAUGAGGGACAAGAGCUGGAGAACUGGAUCCCCUGAGAUGAAGCGCCUGUCCUGUUCAGAGUCUCUUUACUCAGAAGGAGAUGCCAGCCCUCCUCUGGGUGCCAGGCGCCGCUUUUCAGCUUUAAUGGAUACACAUCGCUUUGCCUCACCUCUCGAAGGUGAGUCGGAUUUCCUGACUCGUCAGAACCCCAUAAAGAUCCGAGGGACCUCUCUAGAUGGGACCACUGUUCCCUCACCAAGCCUGCUGGAGCAGAGGGCCAGUCUGAAGGAGAUCAAUGGAGCAGACAAAUCCCCUAGACCAGGAGAGACUCCAAUCGUAACCUCAGCCAUCACCACAUUAUCCCCAGGUCCUGCAGCAGCUAGUCGUGAUGUGAUGACUCCUUUGUAUGACCCUCUUGGGCCCCGGGCCACGAAUGACCUGGUCCUCCGCAGGGCACGCCACCACCAUUUGUCUGGUGAUGGAGAGAAGCGGAACUCCAGACCAGGCAACAAAGUCAUCAAGUCAGCCUCGGCCACAGCUCUGUCUGUCAUCAUACCAUCAGUGGAACAGCAUGGUGGGUUUUCUCCACUGGCCAGCCCCAUGUCCCCGCACUCUUUCUCCUCCAAUCCGUCGUCGCGUGACUCCUCACCCAGCAGAGAUUUCUUCCCUGCUGUCAGUGUGCUGCGCUCCCCCAUCACCAUCCACCGCUCUGGGAAGAAGUAUGGCUUUACUCUCAGGGCCAUCAGGGUCUACAUUGGCGACAGUGAUAUCUACAGCGUGCAUCACAUUGUUUGGCAUGUGGAAGAGGGUGGCCCUGCCCAGGAAGCUGGCCUAUGUGCUGGUGACCUCAUCACUCACGUCAACGGAGAACCCGUCCAUGGACUGGUCCACACUGAAGUGGUAGAGCUUAUCCUGAAGAGUGGCAACAAGGUGACAGUGACAACCACGCCUUUUGAAAACACCUCCAUUAAAGUGGGCCCGGCCCGUAAGGCAAGCUACAAGUGUAAGAUGGCAAGACGAAACAAGAGGACGAUGGGCAAAGACAGUCAGGACAGUAAGAAGCGCAGUCCUUUAUUCCGUAAAAUCACGAAACAGUCCAAUCUGCUCCACACCAGCCGCAGUCUGUCGUCUUUGAAUCGCUCUCUGUCCUCCAGUGAGAGUCUUCCUGGCUCCCCAACUCACAGCUUAUCUGCCCGAUCCCCAACUCAGGGCUACCGCUCCACCCCUGAACCCGCAUACCUGGGUGCUUCUUCCCAGAGCAGCUCUCCCGCCUCCAGCACUCCAAACUCCCCUUCUCCAUCUCAGCACAUGAGGCCCAGCUCCCUGCAUGGCCUCUCCCCAAAACUUCACCGCCAGUAUCGCUCUGCCCGUUGUAAGUCUGCUGGGAACAUCCCACUGUCCCCGUUAGCCCACACCCCCUCACCAACCCAGUCUUCCCCUCCACCCUUACCAGGCCACACUGUAGGGAGUUCUAACACCACCCAGUCCUUCCCUGCCAAGCUCCAUUCCUCACCCCCAGUGGUGCGUCCCAGGCCAAAGAGCGCAGAGCCCCCACGAUCGCCUCUCCUCAAACGGGUGCAGUCAGCAGAGAAGUUGGGCUCGCCUUUGACCCAGUCCAGUUCUACGGGAGGGCUUGGAGGUCCGCUGAGGAAGCACAGCCUGGAAGUGCAGCACUCUGAGUACCGCAAGGAUGCAUUCCUCUGUGAGCUUGGGCUCCAGAGCCUUCUGGAGACAGAGGGGGAAAAUUUGCCUCCUAAUCCUCCACCCCUGCCAUCAUCCUCAACUGCCCCGGAGACCGGUAUGCUGAAGCCUGUGAGGAGACUCGGGAGACAGGAGUCUCCACUCAGCAGGGAAACCCUGCUGGCUGGAAGAGAGAGGGAAGAGAGGGAGAGAGGAAGGGACCCAGAGAGGGAGACUGGGACGAGCCGAGUUGGAGGAACGGGAUCACAGUUAUACUUAGCUAGAAAACCUCAUUCAAGUGAAAUUAACAUGAACUCACAAAGCUCCAGACUAAGUACAGAAACCACUAAAUCUAUAAUUCCUGGCACACCUGUCAAAACCACAGGAGGCUCAGAGGGACAGAAGGGACCAGAGAAGAUCUCCCAGAGUCAGGCAGACAUACCAACAAGACAACUAGAAGCCAAGGCUGCCAAAAGUGUGUCAUCUACUGGUAAGGAUUCCCAGCAGCAGCAGUUUCAGGGCAAACCUGAGCCAAAGCAGGAAGGAGACAACAAAAUUAGGUCUGGUUUACAGGGUGUUGCCUUCUGCAAGAGCGCGUCUGCUCCGGAUAAAACCUCGGGAAUCAACAAAACAGUGACAGGAGCUCCUCUGAGCAUAAACAAAGCAUUUAAAUCAUCAAGUAUGGGGGAAAGCCUGAGAAAGGCUGACAGCAAUGACUCAAGGACUCCAGACCUCGGCUCCAAAAGUCCCAAACUUCCAGCUCGGGUCCUAGCUCCUGUGGUGCCUCCACACGGAGGACCGAUCUCACUGAGCAAAGUGAGGCAGGGCCUGGGUUCUGUCAACUGCUACCGGGGGACCCUUGACUGGGAGGACAAAUGUCGCCUGGAAGUGGUGGAGGAGCAUUCGCCCUCUCCUUCACCCUCUCCGACAGCAGUCACACCUUCCCUCUGCGGACCUUCCCUCUGCAAGUCGCGACCUGUCUCCCCCGGCGACAAGACAAGCUUCGUCAGCCAGCUGACCACCGUGGCCAAAAAUGUCCUCGGGCCAAUAAAGCUUGGUUCUCAGGAGGGGGCAAAGAGCAAAGACCAGCAGACUAAGGCAUCAGAGGAGAAGCAGAGCAGUGUAGCGGGAAAGUCUGACACUCCUGCUGGAGCUCGAGCAGUUUCCAGCGCUGCUGUGGUUACCCAAAGUCCCGCUGGUUCACCAUUUGAGAAAACUGCAGCUGGUAGCAGCUUUCCAAAAAUGUGACCCCAUCGGUCUUUAAAUUAGACUUCAGAAAAAAAAAAAAACAUAAAAAGAUGCCUUUUUUUAUUGAAAAACAAUGAAACAGAGGACAAGCACUUAAAAACGAUGCACAUUCCAGUUUCAGAGUCUAUAAAGUGUUAUUUAUUGAUUCAAAUCAUUAACUGAUUCUAACUUAAAACCAGGAUUUAGAAAAAAUCAAAUAUAAAGGUGCAUUAACUGUUGAUUUUCUAUUAUGAAUUAUUUAUUGAGAAGACUCGUAAUAAUGUAACGUGAAACACUUUAUCAGAUGUAUAUGUGUGGGUCAAUGUGAACGCAUGUCAUGUGGUAUCUACUGUACAUGUAUAAUAGUUCCAAGAAGGUGAAAAAGUGCUUUACUGAUCAAAAGAUGCUGAAUACUGUGAAUACCAAAACGUGUCACUAUUUUCCAACCAAACCUCUUUUUUUCUUACCGCUUUUCAACUGGGACACUGAAACAGUUCAGUUGUUAUGUUUGUAAAACACUGUACACACACAGCAUCAGUUUGGCUACGUUGUAAAAGAGGAACGAGGAAGCUUUUUUACUCCUUAUCCCCCAGUUUACUUUCUCAUGGCCAGAUGAAGACAAAGCAAGGGUUCAGUCAGCUGAUGCUGAUUUCAGACCUAUCUAGCUCAGCUUGUCACAUGGGACUCUGUGCGAGAGUCUGAAGGUUCUUGAAAGCUGCAUCCCACUGAAGAAGAAAGCGGGAAAGCCGGAGCUCCGGUUAAAGGCUUAUCUCUCUCUUGCAGGAAGGCCACCAUAGCCCUUUUCUCCCUUCGCCUCUGACUGCAGAAAUACACUUGAAAACACUUGAAUUGCCACAGGAGGCAGCAGUGUCAGCAACAAAUUUCCAUGCAUUUUAAUCCCAUACCCCUGUUGUAUUCCAUGAAUUGGGACACAAUUAUGAUUAAGUUUAGAAGGCUGUGAACAUGUCUGCAUCUUUUCAGGGGACCGUCAUGGUUGAUUAUGACAUAAAAACAGCUUGGAAAUUUGCAUUUAGAAUCCUGUAAUAACUAAUAACUGAUUUUGCUAACAUGAAGGAAACCCUUUGUAGUUUGAUCAAUAUGAAUACAAUGCAGGUGGCUUUUGUGAGAAUGGUGUGGAAAGGCAUAACAGCACAUACACAGCAACCUGGAGUGCUGUCAGUCAGGCAGGCAUGGAUGUAGCAAUGUAGGUUUAAUCUGAAAGAUUGUUAGAAGUACGCAUGUCAGAAUGACUUAUGUAAAACUCCGAGGGACAUGAUAAUGGUGACUCAGCCGGUAACCUCAGUCAUACUGCUGAUAAAUACUGGAAAAACAAUUAUCUUCCUCACUCACUGGUCAUCAUCACUUUCUUAUAGUUCUUAACUAUCAAAUGUACAUAACCUUAUGCAAAUCAUUUAGAGCUGUGUGGGUAUGGACAUGUCCACAAAGGAUGUUGAUUCAAAGUUACAGUGUGUAACAAGAACAGAAAUCCAUUUUUAAAGGGUUGUAUUAUAAAAGAAUAUAUGAAAAUGGUAUCUAAUCACUCGAUAGAAUGUCAGCGGGUCCUUCGGCACUGGAGGACGUCCAUUUGACCAUGAUGUAAGCCAUGUAGAAGAAGGGUAUUCAGAAUUUGUGAUUUUUGAGAGCACAUAGUUAAAAAAUUGAGGAUCAUAGUUAUUAUGUGAAGCAGGAACAAGCAUGAGGUGUGUAUCAACCUUCCUAAGAAGCAAAACAUAAAAAAGAAUGGUGAUUUAAAGGUGCAGCGUGUAAGCAAAUUGAAGGUCAGUAACAACAUUUUAAUAUUUCAUUAAUUUGGUACCUAAUUACUAAAGUUACUGUUAAUGUUUUUAUUUUCUUCUUUGCUGUGGGUCCACAGACAGUAUAGCCACCAAAUUUCAGCAACCAUUUUUACAAUGGUGUCUUUGUGUGAGUUUUAAAACUGCAGUACUGGCUUUGUUUGAUAGGUGCUAGAGCACCGUUUGGGAUAAGUAAUGCUUCAAAAGACACAGAAGAAGACAGUACACAUGCAUACAAUGUUAAAGUAGUUACCUGAAAGAAUUUUGGCCACUGAUGGCCACCGUCCAUUCACAGCUGUGCUCGGUAUUUGAAACCAUUUCUCUCUCCAUCUUUACCAGUAGAUGUUAGUAAUUCUUACACAUAAUACCUUUAAGGUUGGACAAAAGCAGCAAACUUUAAAAAAAAAAAAAAAAACAAUGGUGUGGCUUGAAAAUUGCUGAUGAAGAACAAAGCUUUUAUGAAGUUGCUUGUCAGGUAAUUUAGCCUUUAUGUAAUUUACCAUGCAGAUGCAGUUUGUUGUUAGAUCGUGGGGUGGACAACAAUUGAGAUGGUCGCUAAUUCCAACUUGACCACUAGAUGUCAGUAAUUGUUGCACACUGUUCCUUUAAUCCAGAUUUACUUGUUAAAUGUCACUUUUGUUUAGUUUAAAUAAACCAGGUUCCACAAAUGCUAAAGACAGGAUUCAGCCAGCAGCUGUGGCAUGUAAAUUAGAAAUGAAGGUAGAGGACUAAAAUGUGUUUUUUAAUUCCAAACCUUUUUUACUCGUGGUUCAGUCUGCACAACAAAUAUCUGACAUUAAUGUUCCAGCUUGUUCUUCAGCCUCUGCUCCCAUCAUUUUGGACUCUGUGUACAGUUUUUGGUGGGGGCAGCUGCCUGUUGUCUUACCAGAGCCGUUGUACUUGCUGUAAUCAAUGUUUUCAUCUCAUCUGUCAUUAGUAUAAAAAGCAUGUCACAUGUAGUACAUGCGUUA